AUGCCUCGCCAAUUCCCCAAGGUAACUCUGAGUGAGUCUGAGGAGGAGACCCAACUCCUGGCAGAGAAGGUGUAUGCAUCAGCUCUAAAAGAAGAAGACAAUAAGGAGGCUUUGUCCUUGUUCACGGUUCCUGAGGACUGCCCCAUCGGCCUCCAACAAGCCAAAGAGCAUGAACUGCUUAAGGAGCUGGCAGAGCAGCAGUCUGAGGAGAGCAGCAAGAGGAGGAAAAGCCUAAAGAUUAUUCGCUCCAAGUCCAUGUCCUUGCAGGUCCCAAUCAAUUCAGAUUGGAAUUGGCCAGGGGCUCUUUCCCCAUUCCAGUCACCCAGCUGCAGCUCACUGUGCUCAUCGUUACAAGAAUACUGCCCUGACUACCAAAGGGUCACAAUCAGUGGUGAUUACUGCGCAGGAAUCCCAGUGGAAGACUAUGAGCUGGCGGCCAAAAGUCUACUCAAGGCAUUGCUCAUCCGUGAGAAAUAUUCUAGGUUAGCAUAUCAUAGAUUCUGCAGAACCACAGCCCAGUUCCUUCGCCGGGCAGAAAAUCUGAGUUGGUGUGAAGAGGAUGAAGUUCAACCAGAUAUGUGCCCGUGUCCAACACAAGGUGAGGAUCCUUACAGUAUGGAAAACAUCCCAGAGAACCUGACCUAUGAACUGCAGAUGAAGGAUGGAAUAAUACAUGUGUAUGACAGCGCUGAUGCUCUCAGAGCAAAUCGUCCACUUGAUCUUCCUUAUCCAGACCUAGAGACGUUUGCAAUAGAUCUCAGCCACGUGCUGGCAAUGAUUGCAGAUGGACCCACAAAAACGUACUGCCACAGACGACUGAAUUUCUUGAGUUCUAAGUUCCACCUUCAUGAGAUGCUCAAUGAGAUGGCUGAGCUCAAAGAACUAAAAGGUGUACCUCACAGAGAUUUCUACAACGUCAGAAAGGUGGAUACACACAUCCAUGCAGCUGCAUGCAUGUCUCAGAAGCACUUGUUGACCUUCAUACAGAAAACAUGCAACACAGAUUCAGACCGUGUGGUUAUGGAAAAGGCUGGUCAGAAGAUCACUCUCCAACAGGUGUUCCACAGUCUCAACAUGGACCCCUACGACCUUACUGUGGACUCCCUGGAUGUACAUGCUGGGAGGCAAACAUUCCACCGUUUUGAUAAAUUCAAUUCCAAGUACAACCCAGUUGGAGCCAGUGAACUCAGAGAAAUCUUCCUAAAAAUCGACAACCUCCUCAACGGCGAGUAUUUUGCACACAUUAUUAAGGAAGUAUCCCACGACUUGGAGGAGAGUAAAUACCAGCAUGCGGAACCACGCCUGUCUAUUUAUGGACGCUCGCCAGAGGAGUGGCAAAGUCUGGCUAAGUGGUUUAUCCUUCACAAAGUGCACUCUCCCAACAUGAGAUGGAUCAUUCAAGUGCCAAGAAUAUAUGACAUAUUUAAGUCAAAGAAGUUGGUGCCCAAUUUUGCCAAGAUGUUAGAGAACAUAUUCCUUCCUCUCUUCAAGGCAACUCUUCACCCACAGGAUAACAAAGAGCUCCAUGUGUUCCUCAAAUAUGUGUCAGGCUUUGACAGUGUAGAUGAUGAGUCCAAACACAGUGAUCACAUGUUCUCAUUCAGGAGCCCCAAACCUGAAGAGUGGACUGGAGAUGACAACCCUCCGUACAGCUACUAUCUCUUCCACAUGUAUGCAAACAUCAUGGUGCUCAACAAUCUCAGAAAAGAGCAUGGCCUGAGCACCUUCCAGUUCCGCCCACACUGUGGAGAAGCUGGAUCAAUCACACAUUUGGUGUCGGCCUUCCUCACCGCAGACAACAUCUCACAUGGACUCAACUUGAAGAAGAGCCCCGUGCUUCAGUAUCUGUACUACUUGGCCCAAGUACCCAUUGCAAUGUCUCCACUGAGCAACAACAGCCUGUUCCUGGAAUACUCCAAGAACCCUUUGCGAGAGUUCUUGCACAAGGGCCUCUGUGUGUCCUUAUCUACAGAUGACCCCAUGCAGUUCCACUACACCAAGGAGCCGCUGAUGGAGGAGUACGCUAUAGCUGCUCAGCUGUGGAAGCUCAGCACAUGUGACGUGUGUGAAAUCGCCAGAAACAGUGUGCUGCAAAGUGGACUGUCUGACCAGGAAAAAAAACACUUCAUAGGAGUUAACUAUCUUAAAGACGGACCCGAGGGUAACGACAUCCGCCGCACCAACGUGGCCCAGAUCCGCAUUGCCUACAGACACGAGACUCUGUGCAAUGAACUCAGCUUUCUUGUGGACGCUGUCAAGUCUGAAGCAAUGAACUCUGCGGUGUGAAUACGUCCAAUAACUCAUAUACAUUGUUUAUUAAGCGCCAUUAUCUGCAAUGCAAUCAAAGAAAUAUGCUGUCAUAUGAUCUCAAGCUGGCAAGAAGAAAACUUUGCAAAGUAUGAGACAAGCCUCCCCAGCCAGGAGGUGUGCUGACCAGGUCAAACGUGUGCACACAGAGUGUGUACGUGUCAGUGAAACAGAUAUGUCCUUUACUGUUCACACAAGGCACACAAAGGAAUCUGCUGAGCAAGCUUUGCACACAUUCAUUUUAGACAAAUGUGAUUGCACAAAUACACAAUGUCUUGUUUGUCCUUAAACCGUCACUUAUUGCAAGUACAGUACUUGAAGUAUCGAAGCCAAGGGGCUCCGUCUUUUGUAGAGCUACUUUGACAAAAACAAAUAGCUGUAGUAUUUAUGCGACUGGCAACAUUUAAAUAGUACUUUAUUUAUGAUUUAUGUUUCCACCCAUACAGUGCAAUCAUUCUUUUAAUGCUAUUUUUUUUGCUAAUCUGUCUAAAUUGAAUAGCAAUUAAAAUUGUAUUUGACCCUUUACUGGGUUACUCAAAAUCAGGUGGAAAGGUACAGCUGUUGGAGAGCCCUGAUUUAAACAAUUACAAUCAGUUCACAUGCAUUCAAUAGACAAGUGCAAUUAAAAAAAUAUGGUGGUGCAAAAUCACAUGAUAUCACACUUGGUAAAAACAACCAACUCAUCAGUCGAGACGCCAUUAUUUUAGUUUAGCCAUUCAUCUUCCGUGUUGUCCUGUCGUCUUUCUCUGCGAUCUUCACACUCGUCCACUCUUGGGUCUCUACGUAGUCCCCCUCUUGGUUUGGCUCACCUCUCCGAAAGCUCCUCUUUCUGUUCACAAUCACAACAAUGACAUCGUAUUAUACAACAUUAUGACCACAUAUACAAUCAAAUACAGGAUUUGUAUUGGAAUGCUUGACAAAUUUCAGUUUUGAUUGACACUGUCUCAAAGUUAUUAACCAUAUUUGCUGGUGUCAUGGUGAUUGGAGAAGUUUUUUUUCGUUUUUUUUUACAUGAGGCAAAUUAAGUACUAAAACCUGUGAUAUAUUAGGAACUGGAUUAACAAAAAUAAGUAUUUUUGACCUUUAUUUCGUAUACAGUACAAAGUAUAAUUUUUGCUUAGAAGUCCCAUUUUGCAGUGCAUAAUGUCUGUCCAAUUGUAUUUCUGUUCAUGUUUUGUUGCCAUCCAAUUCCUGUCAAAUAAAACUUACAUUUUGAAGUAUGCAAAGACGGCAAUUGCGAGCAGGAGGACAGCACACAUUGAGGUGAUGAGCACUACUUUUCCUGCAACAGUCAAAUAUCACAUGUCAGAAUUUGAUGAAUACAAAGUGAAAACAACGUUGUUGAUAUCAUGGAGAAAAGAGUGGCAUACCUCUCCCGGAGCUUUGUUCAUCCCCGACUACACGAGCCAGCUCUGCCCCAUCCAAGCUGUCCAACAACGAGAGGUCCGAAGACAAAGAUAGGUUGACAAUAUUGAGCAAGGGAGCAAGAGUGGGAUUCUGAAGGGACUCAGAAAUCAAAGUCAUCAUUUCUUUCUCUGGCUCAGCCUCCUUAUCUGUGCAGGUAAAAAAAUAAUAAUAAUAAAGAUAAUAUACAAUAUGACUGGUAUACAUUACACUAUU
This is a messenger RNA of Entelurus aequoreus (snake pipefish), 3927 nucleotides long. It is a transcript of the gene ampd3a, whose product is annotated as adenosine monophosphate deaminase 3a. The record is from RefSeq and is a predicted model, not a curated record. The transcript has 14 exons. Bases 1 to 2286 code for a protein of 761 amino acids. Gene Ontology annotation, molecular function: AMP deaminase activity. Gene Ontology annotation, biological process: AMP metabolic process; IMP salvage. Lineage: Eukaryota; Metazoa; Chordata; Actinopteri; Syngnathiformes; Syngnathidae. Gene Ontology annotation, cellular component: cytosol.